This is a messenger RNA of Salvia miltiorrhiza (redroot sage), 793 nucleotides long. RefSeq lists its product as uncharacterized. NCBI's taxonomy places the organism in Eukaryota, Viridiplantae, Streptophyta, Magnoliopsida, Lamiales, Lamiaceae. Bases 1 to 705 code for a protein of 234 amino acids. The transcript has 4 exons. The record is from RefSeq and is a predicted model, not a curated record.
AUGCUGGAGAAGCAGAGUUGGCCGAAGGUUGGUGAGUUGAACACUCAGUUUGAGAAAUGCCAACUCCAUUGCUGGUACAAUCAAAACCAAAUCAACUGUUGGGGUCACCAUUUUGUUUGCAAGCGAAAGUACCAUUUUAUAAUUCAUGCAAAAGAAGAUUGGAAUGAGUCAUUGGACGAAGAUUUUGCGGAACUUGAGAGCCAUCACUUGUACAGAUUGAUUCACUGCAAUGGAUUCGAGCAUCUCAUCUGCAUCAACGGUUUGAAAUACAAUUCAAAUUUGUUUUGCACAAAGGAUAGUAUCGAAUUCUGGAACCAUCUAUGCACUCUUCUUAGAGCCAGAUUUAGUUUUCUUCAACACAUGCGUUUUUAUCAAUCUUCGGAUUUAGGGGAAACAACACCGAUGAGGUUUGAGAAACUGGUGGAUUCGAUGAGAAAAAGGUGGUGGCCAACAAGAAGGCUUGAGCAUGUGCUCCUCGUGAUCGUUGAUCUAUUGAAGGAGCACAAGAAUGAGUCUCGGGCGCGAAUGUGGCAUGUCGCGACAAGAAUUGAGAGACGAGGUGAGGAGGUAGAUUGUGGACACUGGCUUGAUCAAUUUCAUGCUCAAUUCGAUAAACUGUUUUAUAGUGAAGAAUCAGAUCAUCCGUCGUGCCACGAAUCCCUUUUCCAUGUGGUGUUUGACGAAAAUUUUGGUGACAUAAUUUGAAGAAAUGAUUAACUUUGCUUGGUGCACAACUAUUAUUAAUUGUUUUGUUGAGAUAUAGUAUUUCACAAUAAAGGUUUAUGUUAUGGAA